Eutrema salsugineum is the source of this 652-nucleotide messenger RNA. RefSeq lists its product as uncharacterized. Bases 215 to 460 code for a protein of 81 amino acids. The transcript has 2 exons. NCBI's taxonomy places the organism in Eukaryota, Viridiplantae, Streptophyta, Magnoliopsida, Brassicales, Brassicaceae. The record is from RefSeq and is a predicted model, not a curated record. Gene Ontology annotation, cellular component: mitochondrion.
GGACAUAAAAAAGUAAAUCACUUUCUUUUGUUAAGUCAUCGUGUGCUUCUCACGUGUCUCAUUCUUCUCCUCCCAUCUUCUUCUUCGUUGAUUGUUCUCUUGAGACAGCGUACUUGGGAACUUGCCCUAGAUUUGGAUUUCGAUUUAGAUUUCUGAAUCGAUCCUUCUCCAGCGUAAAUUCUCUUACUUUGAACAGGUGUGGAUAUAUAAUAUUAUGGCUCAUUCCUUAGAUUUGCAGAGCUUUAUUCUCCGGGCUCGAGUGCUUACACUUUACCGGCAAGCAUUGAAGAUAGCUCAUAGAGCUCCUGUUCAUGUUAGAGGGGAGUUGAAGGGGACUAUUAGGCAAGAGAUGGAAAAGAACAGAGACUGCAACGACAAACAAAAGAUUCGGUAUCUGAUCAGUGAAGGUUUAGAGAGGAUUAAAGGACUCGAUGAGAUGUUGGACAUGCAAGGCCAUUAAAGUUGGUUUGAAGAUAUGGCUACCAUGCGGGCAAGUAACUUCACUGUGCAAUGCUACACUCUCCAAAUGGAAAGUCUGGUCAACUUUGUGCUCGAGCUGUUUGAUUGAUACAGAGUUUCGACAAAGAGCUGAUUCAUCUUCUCCCAUCCCUGAAUUUGUGUGACUCAUUUUUAGAGUAUACAACUUCUCCUU